UUUAACAUGUACUCUAAGGUCAUCAUUUUCCUUUGUGCCGCGGGGAUUGCUUCCGCUGGCAACCUACUCCAUGCGGCCCCGGUGGCAUACAGCGCCCCUGCCACAUCCGUAUCUUACUCUACAACCACCACGUCACACGCGGCCCCUGUAGCCGCAUACGCAGCACCCGCGGUUUCGUACGCAGCACCCGCGGUGUCAUACGCAGCACCCGCGGUGUCAUACGCAGCACCCGCGGUGUCAUACGCAGCACCCGCGGUUUCGUACGCAGCACCCGCGGUUUCGUAUGCUGCACCCGCGGUUUCGUACGCAGCACCCGCGGUUUCGUAUGCUGCCAAAGCGGUCGCGCCUGUUGCAACAUACGCCGCGCCAGUAGUUGCCAAAGCAGUUGCGCCAGUUGCUUACGCCGCCGCACCAUCUGUGUCCCACCAAUCAGUGUCGAUUCAAACGAGUCCCGUAGCGUACGCAGCUGCUGCUCCCGUGUUAGCGAAGAGCUAUGCUGCACCCUUGGUCGCUAGGACAUACGCUGCUCCCGCUCCCAUUGUAAGGACAUACGCAGCCGCUGCUCCCGUUGUAAGGACAUAUGCCGCUGCCGCUCCAGUUUACGCUAAAAGUUACUCCGUACCUGCGAUCUCCAGUUACGCUGCACCUUUGGCUCGUACAAUCUCUUACGCUUCCCCAGUGUCAUAUGCAGCUCCUGCGUAUUCGACCUACGCUGCUGCCCCAGCUGUGUCUUACGCCGCAGCUCCCAUUUCCGUCGGAUAUGCUGGCCACGGAUGGGCUCGCAGCGCAUGGGGUCACGGUUGGUAAAUAAUAAGGAAAGCAUUUUGUAAAUACGUACAUUUUACCUAAACUAAUUAAGACAUAAAUCUGUUGAUUAAUAUUAUUGUUAUGGGCGACUAUUU
Messenger RNA from Maniola jurtina (meadow brown), 902 nucleotides. RefSeq names its product cuticle protein 16.5-like. The transcript has 2 exons. Bases 7 to 807 code for a protein of 266 amino acids. The record is from RefSeq and is a predicted model, not a curated record. NCBI's taxonomy places the organism in Eukaryota, Metazoa, Arthropoda, Insecta, Lepidoptera, Nymphalidae.